Messenger RNA from Jaculus jaculus (lesser Egyptian jerboa), 1691 nucleotides. RefSeq names its product cytochrome P450 26A1. The coding region runs from base 1 to 1494 and encodes 497 amino acids. The transcript is spliced from 7 exons. NCBI's taxonomy places the organism in Eukaryota, Metazoa, Chordata, Mammalia, Rodentia, Dipodidae. The record is from RefSeq and is a predicted model, not a curated record. Gene Ontology annotation, molecular function: iron ion binding; oxidoreductase activity, acting on paired donors, with incorporation or reduction of molecular oxygen; heme binding. Gene Ontology annotation, biological process: sterol metabolic process.
AUGGGGCUCCCGGCGCUGCUGGCCAGCGCGCUCUGCACCUUCGUGCUGCCGCUGCUGCUCUUCCUGGCCGCCAUCAAGCUCUGGGACCUGUACUGCGUGAGCAGCCGCGACCGCAGCUGCGCCCUGCCCCUGCCCCCUGGGACCAUGGGCUUCCCAUUCUUUGGGGAAACACUGCAGAUGGUGCUGCAGCGGAGGAAGUUCCUGCAGAUGAAGCGCAGGAAAUACGGCUUCAUCUACAAGACGCAUCUGUUUGGGCGGCCCACUGUGCGGGUGAUGGGCGCGGACAACGUGCGGCGCAUCCUGCUCGGAGAGCACCGGCUUGUGUCGGUGCACUGGCCCGCAUCGGUGCGCACCAUCCUGGGCUCCGCGUGCCUCUCCAACCUGCACGACUCCUCUCACAAGAAGCGCAAGAAGGUGAUCAUGCAGGCUUUCAGCCGCGAGGCACUCCAGUGCUACGUGCCGGUGAUCGCUGAGGAAGUGGACAGCUGUCUGGAGCAGUGGCUGCGCUGCGGCGAGAGCGGACUCCUGGUCUACCCUGAAGUGAAGCGUCUCAUGUUCCGCAUCGCCAUGCGCAUCCUCCUGGGCUGCGAGCCCGGGCCGGCGGCCGGCGCCGAGGAGGAACAGCAACUGGUGGAAGCCUUCGAAGAGAUGACCCGCAAUCUCUUCUCGCUGCCCAUCGACGUGCCGUUCAGCGGGCUGUACCGGGGCGUGAAGGCGCGGAACCUCAUCCACGCGCGCAUCGAGGAGAACAUUCGCGCCAAGAUCCGUCGGCUGCAGGCUGCCGAACCCAGCGCGGGUUACAAAGACGCGUUGCAGCUCUUGAUUGAACACUCCUGGGAGAGAGGAGAGCGGCUGGACAUGCAGGCAUUGAAGCAGUCCUCAACGGAACUCCUGUUUGGUGGACAUGAAACCACGGCCAGUGCAGCGACGUCGCUGAUUACUUACCUUGGACUUUACCCACAUGUUCUCCAGAAAGUUCGAGAAGAGAUGAAGAGUAAGGGCUUACUUUGCAAGAGCAGUCAAGACAACAAGUUGGACAUGGAAAUUUUGGAGCAGCUUAAGUACACUGGGUGUGUUAUCAAGGAGACCCUUCGACUGAAUCCUCCAGUGCCAGGAGGUUUUCGGGUUGCUCUGAAAACUUUUGAGUUAAAUGGAUACCAGAUUCCCAAGGGCUGGAAUGUUAUUUACAGUAUCUGUGAUACUCACGACGUGGCCGAUAUCUUCACUAACAAGGAGGAAUUUAAUCCUGACCGCUUCACACUGCCUCAUCCAGAGGAUGCAUCCAGGUUCAGCUUCAUCCCCUUUGGAGGAGGCCUGAGGAGCUGUGUAGGAAAAGAGUUUGCAAAAAUUCUUCUCAAAAUAUUCACAGUGGAGCUGGCCAGGCACUGUGACUGGCAGCUUCUAAAUGGACCUCCUACAAUGAAAACCAGCCCCACCGUGUAUCCCGUGGACAAUCUCCCUGCAAGAUUUACCCACUUCCGGGGAGAAAUCUGAUGGGCAAAACGGCUCAAGCCUUGGACUUAUUUCAAGUGUACAUGAGUUUUUUUAUAUAGUGUUGUGUUGGCUUUAUUAUAUUUAAUUUCUAAAUGUAUAUUAUAAUAUUUAUGUGUCUCUACUAUAGUACCAUGGUCUUUAAAUAUUAAAGUAGUAAAUUUGUAUCAUUUCCAAAUAAAGCAAAAUUUGGAAGUGUU